UUUCCCCUCCCGGGCCCGGUGCGCCGCCUUGAAAAACUUGUGCGGGGCCAUUUUUGGGGCAGUAAGAUCCCGCGCGGAGCCCCGGAGCCAGCGCGCAGCCCCGAGAGCUCGAGCAGCCCGGGCCGCGAGAACCCCCCGCCCCGCCCCGCCCCGCCCCGGCCUCCGAGAGCGAGCCCGGCCGCCGGCGCCGCGCCAACCGCCCACCAACCGCCACCGAGGCGCCCGAGAGCGAGCAGAGGAGGCGGCAUGAGCGAGGCGGGCGAGGCCACCACCACCUCCUCCUCCUCCUCCCUCCCGCAGGCUCCGGCCGAGGCGGCCCAGGACCCCGCGCCCAAGAGCCCGGCGGCCGGCGGCGCCACCCCGGCCGCCUCCGCGGUGCCCGCCAACCCGGCUGGGGACGCGGCCCCCGCCGCCCCCGGCCCCGCGGCCCCCGGCUCGUCAGUCCCGGCCGGCAGCGAGGACGCGGAGAAGAAAGUUCUCGCCACCAAAGUCCUUGGCACUGUCAAAUGGUUCAACGUCAGAAACGGAUAUGGAUUUAUAAAUCGAAAUGACACCAAAGAAGAUGUAUUUGUACAUCAGACUGCCAUCAAGAAGAAUAACCCACGGAAAUAUCUGCGCAGUGUAGGAGAUGGAGAAACUGUAGAGUUUGAUGUGGUUGAAGGAGAGAAGGGUGCAGAAGCAGCCAAUGUGACUGGGCCAGAUGGAGUUCCUGUUGAAGGGAGCCGUUAUGCUGCUGACCGGCGCCGUUACAGACGUGGCUACUAUGGCAGACGCCGGGGGCCUCCCCGUAAUUACGCUGGGGAGGAGGAGGAGGAAGGGAGCGGCAGCAGUGAAGGAUUUGACCCCUCUGCCACUGACGGGCAGUUCUCUGGGUCCAGGAGUCAGCUGCGCCGCCCCCAGUACCGCCCUCAGUACCGCCAGCGGCGGUUCCCGCCUUACCACGUGGGACAGACCUUUGACCGUCGCUCCCGGGUCUUUCCCCAUCCCAACAGAAUGCAGGCCGGUGAGAUUGGAGAGAUGAAAGAAGGCGUCCCAGAGGGAGCACAGCUUCAGGGACCGGUUCAUAGAAAUCCAACCUACCGCCCACGGUACCGUAGGGGACCUCCUCGCCCACGCCCUGUCCCACCUGUUGGAGAGGUUGAAGAUAAAGAGAACCUACAAGCGGCCAAUAGUCCAAACCAGCCAUCUGUCCGCCGUGGAUACCGGCGCCCCUACAAUUACCGGCGUCGCUCCCGCCCUCUUAAUACUCUCUCACAAGAUGGCAAAGAGACCAAGGCAGGUGAGGCACCAUCGGAGAACCCUGCUCCGGCCACCGAGCAGAGCAGUGCUGAGUAACACCAGGCUCCCCAGGCACCUUCACCAUCAACAGGUGACCUAAAGAAUUAACGAAAAUAGAGCAAAGAACAGACCACGACCUUAUCAACACCAAAGAAACAAUACAAGCAAUAAAGUGGAAGAUUAAUCAAGAAGUGGACAUUAGAAUAUUUACUGUUAUUCUUUAUGAAACAGUGAUGAAAGAAGAAAACUGUCAGCAAAAUUUCCCAGACAGCUGGGGUCAUGGGAAUGUCUGCACAGGAGACAAGAGAGCAACCUCCCCGGUUUCAGCAACCACUAGGUUUAUAUUUUUUUUCCUGGUUUUUAUUGUUUUGGUAAUAUGAAUUGAAAGAAGAAAUAUUAAUACCAUGGGGGGGAGAGCUCCCAACCAGAGAAAUCUGAAAUAUAUAGUAAAUGCUUUUUUCCUUUUUUUUUUGUUCAUUUUGGAUGCAGGUGCUAAACUUCCAAGUGUCAUAAUUUAAAAAGAAAUUUUAUGCCCUUAUUUAUUUCUAGGAUGAGGGGGAGGAUACCAUUUUUGCUUACUUAUUGACUCUCUUUUGAAAAUGUGCAGUAUGAAGUUCCUCAGAAAUAAAAAAAUUUUUACCCUUGAAAGGAAAUGUAUAA
Messenger RNA from Erinaceus europaeus (western European hedgehog), 1938 nucleotides. RefSeq names its product Y-box binding protein 3 (gene YBX3). The transcript has 10 exons. Gene Ontology annotation, molecular function: nucleic acid binding. Gene Ontology annotation, cellular component: nucleus. Bases 247 to 1335 code for a protein of 362 amino acids. NCBI's taxonomy places the organism in Eukaryota, Metazoa, Chordata, Mammalia, Eulipotyphla, Erinaceidae. The record is from RefSeq and is a predicted model, not a curated record. Gene Ontology annotation, biological process: regulation of gene expression.